CCGUGAUCCCGUAGAAACACGAUUGAGGUCGUGAUAACGAGCCAUGGAGUGGAUCGAACUGCGGUGUAAGCAUUUCGUUUGCUGAACGAAUUGUCGACGGGUCGUCAGACGGUUCAUUAGACUCGUGGAUAGACACAGAAGACACCAGUUGUUCCCGUUAACCAGCACUGGAAAGCAUUCCACGUUUGUUCGAGAAACGACGACGAUCGGUCAGUGCAGAACACAUUGCAGCCGCGUUCAAAUCGUUCGAUGAUUCGCAUUUCUCAUUUGGUCCAGUGAAGUGCAUUACGGAGGGGAAACUCGCGUUUGAGUUCCGUUCGACACUUUCCCUUUCGACGCGGUGCUAAGCGUCCGAGAGAAGAUCGCAUGAGAGUGGAAAGUUGCGUUGCAUCGAAAGGAUGCCAGGCAUCCGAGGUCUUUUGUUCGUCUUUUGGUGCCUCGAUAUCCUCGCGAUCUGUGCCACGGACAACACGACCCACGCUCCGAGGACCCUGUCGAGGCGCAAAAGGUACUUGAUUUUUCCGGAAGGCAGCAACGUGCAGUUGGUGUUUUGCUUAACAGUAGGAACCUACGCGAAAGAGAACGAUGUGGUGAUGGGGUUAACUGCAGCUCUAGCCUGGGAGUUGCCGAGCAAAGUCGACGAGAAGGUUGCGCAGUUGCUUCAUCGAAAGAGCAGAAGCGUCAUGUUCCCGAAGAUAGAGGCUUUACUGCAAUCCACUGGCCUGGAUGGAAGAGCUUGCGUGCUGAAAGCUCUGUGCGAGGCCGCCCAGAGGAACCCUUCGGAUCUUGGGAAAGGGAGCCUGGUUCAAGAGCUAUUGCACGCCAUCUUCACGCUGCCUAGGGACGGCGGGCGUUUCGAACGAUCGGAAGAUCAAGCUUACGAGCAGGCGCACCAGAGCGGACAGGAUUGCGGCCAUCUUUAUCCGACUUGCCGUCACUCCAUUUACGAGCUCGAGUUCUGAGGCCAAAGUAACCAGGAAUUGAACGCAUUCGUAUGCGUGUGCAAACGUUGACCGCGUUUCACGGGUGGACUUUUCCUGGCUGCUCGCCCGUUCCACGCUGAUUUUUCAACCUGAACCACACCACCACUCUUCCGUUUUCGAUGCAACUUAGUUCGCAUGAUUGUGCAACCAACUUGCGUGGAUCUUUGUAUCUUGGCUGCAAUUUUGUGUCCAGUGCGAAGGACAGUCUUCUCGGACAAACAGGAUGUUCUCGGAUAUGACUGGUGCUUGGGUGAAUUUUUGAAUGUAGAACGUAGAAUCGCGAGACGCGUCAUGUUGUCGAGAAACUGAUAUACGUGUCUUCCCCUUAGCUAGUUUUGUUAAUAGAAGAAAUGAAUAAAGAGACAGCUGCACCUUCUUAAACAACCUGUAAAUUCAUAGUCAAGUAAUAUUUGUGGCAAUAGUUUUGCACUUUUGAAUAUGAAAUCUUCACAUUCAGAAAUGCGAUUUAAAUGUUGUUGCUGUCUCUUUGUUAUAAAUGAUUCGAUAGUUGAAGAGAGGCAUACUUACUCUCACAUGACAAACAUUGUUAUUCAGAAUUUUCUUCUGUUAAAGUCACUUUUUCGAGUUUUGAAGAUCAUCGAUAUCUUUUAGAUAGAGUAGAUAUUUCCUAAUGCACCUACCAGUGCAUUAUUCUAUUCUUUAUGAGAAAGUAUUAAAGUAAAGUCACAGUAUCUUGUGUUUAUAUUUUAUUUUAUCUUGCAAUAAUUAACGGCUAAUUUCAGAGAAAGUGAAAAGAAAUAUAUUCUGUUCUAACGCGAGAGAAAGAUUAUUAAAGCUUUGCGGGAAUAAUUUGUAACACGCAGUUCUAGUACGACUAAGGUACAGGCUCAGUCCAAAGUGAUAUUUGGAACAAAGGCUGUUCUUUACUAAUCUAUUUAAAAAGAGGAGCUUGGAAUUAACGAGCAAAGCUGCAUGUUUAUACCCAUAAUUCUAUCGUUUCUCUUAUUUUUAAUCGAAUUAAAGUGCUUCAAACGGUCCAUUUUUCUUUUCCCCAAUAUUUUAUGCGGUUCAUUCAACGAUUUCGCGGCUGAAUUUCAAAGAUUUCACGGUCGAUCUUUCGUCGGUUGUAUAUUUCAUCUGUAUAUCGCGGCAAACGUCACCGUUGUCGACGACACGUAAUUCGUUUUGCAUUAACAAAAUGGUGAACCGAGUGACCGCGGAUUUAUAGUUCAUUUCGGUGGAGUGGUGCCGCCGGGAGCCCGUCAUUCUCAACCCUUUUGUAAACGGACCGGACGGAAAAAUAAAAGGAAGGAAAAGAAAAAUGGAACAGAACGAAAAAAAAGACGAAACCUGCGUUAUUUAAAUGUCCAAUAUUUAACCAGCAAAUAUAACGACUAAACGCAUUCGUGACGUUUAUUUUCUUUUUUUUUUUUAUGUUGUUAAUCCAAGUACAUCGCACGUAGAACACUAGCUUCAACGAAAAAAAUCAAAAUUUCCACUCGAUUCUCUCGAGUAAAAUAACUUUAUCGCUGUAGUCCACUUUUUCACUGUUACUUUAAUCCGAUUUAUGUAGACUUUCAUAUGGAUUUUGUUUUAAAGACUAAGGAGGGGGAUAAGGUUUCGACGAUAACAGAGAGAUGGAGAGAGAUAAUUAAACUCAUCCGUAGCAAUUUGUAAACGCAUUAACCUUCCAAUUAUGCAAUUUCCAAUGUUUACGCGAUUCGCACGAGCUUUAAUGGCGAAUCUGAGGUAACAAAUUAUUUUUGGUAUUAAUUGAAAUGUUGUAAUAUCGCGUAAAGAGCAUGAUUUUCGUAUCGUCAGGUCGAUGUAGAUACAGCUGAGUCAGUUGUACAAUGCAUUCGUUGGUACCAUCGAGAUAAAAUUUGAAUGGAAUCCUGCUUUCGCCGUUCCUUUUCCAAUUCAAUAAAAAGGAAGGCUCGGAUAAAAUUAUAUUCACUUUUAAAAAGUAAAAGAUGUAUCCUGCCUAAUAUGAAAAUGUUCCAUCAAUAAAGUUUGAAGCCAUAAUAUACAUUCUGCCCUUGCUUUUUGUCAGAGGAUCCUCUAUGUUCUUUCACAAAAACCUCUCAAGAAAAUUGGACCAAGAUCGUCAUUCUAUGAACCUGAUGUUGAAACUCAUUUUUUAAAAUUAAAGAUUGUUCGCGAGGAAAUUAAACUUUGAUGAUCUGCAACAAAGGAAUGAAAAUGAGAUACGUCGCUUCGUUAAUAGAAAAAUCUUUCUCCAAGUUAUUCUUAAAAUACAAAUUGGCAAAGUAUAGCACAGUGGACGUACGUAGUGACGUGUAUACUAAAUAAUAAAACGCACAAUACUGUUGCUAUAUCUUUGGCAAAAGUCAGGUCCCAACGUGGUGCCAUAUAUGACGUGAGUGGAUUUUAUUCGAACAAUGAAUAAGGUUUUAUUUUGCUACACAUGGAAUGUUACUGACGACGAGAACAAAAGCAUAAGCACUAUUGCGAGUUACUAAUGUACUCAUUCGAGUGCACACACAAACACAUACACACAAGUGAGAUGUAAGUAUUCUCAACAUCUUUUAAUAGACAAUUUAAAAUAGUCUUCCUAUUUCACAGGAAGAUAAUAAAUGUAAGUUGUAAUUAUGUCUUGCUACAAAUCGAGUAAAGUAUGCCAAUAGUCAUGAAUGGUAUUGUAUAUUAGAUGAAAAUAUACAAUUACCUACGUCUAU
Bombus terrestris (buff-tailed bumblebee) is the source of this 3643-nucleotide messenger RNA. RefSeq lists its product as uncharacterized. The record is from RefSeq and is a predicted model, not a curated record. The transcript is spliced from 4 exons. Lineage: Eukaryota; Metazoa; Arthropoda; Insecta; Hymenoptera; Apidae. The coding region runs from base 399 to 962 and encodes 187 amino acids.